Molecule: messenger RNA, 592 nt
Organism: Diachasmimorpha longicaudata
Lineage: Eukaryota; Metazoa; Arthropoda; Insecta; Hymenoptera; Braconidae
Product: histone H2B-like
Exons: 1
Coding region: 37-408 (123 amino acids)
Cellular component (GO): nucleosome
Molecular function (GO): structural constituent of chromatin; DNA binding; protein heterodimerization activity
Source: RefSeq, a predicted model, not a curated record
AACUUCGCAGUCUGUAUAAACUGUAAUUCAAGCAUCAUGCCGCCUAAAGCCAGUGGUAAAGCCGUCAAGAAGGCCGGAAAGGCCCAGAAGAAUAUCACUAAGAGUGACAAGAAGAAGAAGCGUAAGAGGAAGGAGAGCUACGCUAUCUACAUUUACAAAGUCUUGAAACAAGUUCACCCCGAUACUGGAGUUUCAAGCAAAGCCAUGAGCAUCAUGAAUUCGUUCGUUAACGAUAUUUUCGAACGCAUCGCUGCUGAAGCAUCGAGACUUGCUCACUACAACAAGCGCUCUACAAUUACUUCUCGGGAGAUCCAGACUGCUGUUCGUCUUCUCCUUCCUGGAGAAUUAGCUAAGCACGCUGUUUCAGAAGGCACAAAAGCUGUCACGAAAUACACCAGUUCCAAGUAAAGUGGAACACCUUAAAAACAAUCGGCCCUUUUCAGGGCCACAAAAAUUUCACAAUGUUGAUGACUCAAUUUACUCAUUAAUCGAAAAUAAAUAUGAACAACUGAUUACAAAAAUAUCAGACUAGAUUGAAAUGACUUACAUUUAAAAGAAGUCACUGAAUAAAAUUUCAAUUUGAAACCAAUAA